This is a messenger RNA of Hymenoscyphus albidus, 1880 nucleotides long. Lineage: Eukaryota; Fungi; Ascomycota; Leotiomycetes; Helotiales; Helotiaceae. The record is from the annotation of a GenBank genome assembly.
GGCUUGCGGUGGAACCUGCUCAGCUACCUAGAAGGGCUUUGCUAGUGCUGCCCCAGUAGUGUAUAUGCAAGUGGCCGUAGUAGCACAAGCCAUUCAUGCUUCUCCAUGCAUGCAUACUCAGGCCCCCAGGUUAUUUGCGAGUGCCUCUGUGACAGAAAACAAUCGAUUGCUAUCAAAGCUAAGUACAGAUGGUCGCCCCUUCUAUUAGGGCCAUUUGCCGGCGAUCGGAAGCGUAUGCAAACGAUUAUAUCCAUGCGUUGGCACGCUAUCCUGCAUGUCGCACCCGGUGUUAGAUAGGUACUCUCGCUGAAUAUCAUCGUCUGGUUCCCUUUUUGCUAUUCCCCAUUCUUCGAAUUUUCCGACUCAGCCGUCCGUUAAAACUGUAGCACAAUACAACAACCCGGUUGCAAUAACCUUCCUAUUCUCUAGCGGUGAGGAAUACAGACUUGGUCUUUUGAUGUUAAUCACUAUGAAUUCGGGGCAAUACCGUCAUCGACCUCAGAACCACGGCUUGCCUCUGGAUUACCCAUAUGGGGACAGCUUGGGGUCUUCAAUGCAAUCAACGCAACAUAUGGUCUCAUUUGAUGGUUCCUCCCGGAGUCGACCUGAUCAACCCUUUGUGGUCAACCCUUCAGCGACUUUACCUGUCAACAACUUUGGUCUCACUUCCCCGAUGACGAGCCUCCCACAAUCUUCGACCAUUUGGAGUGACCCAAACAACUCUCAGAUGAGCUUUGAUGAUCAAACCACCACCAACAACUACUACGGCUAUUCAGCAGUUGUUACAAGUAGUGAACAAGACAAUAGUUUGGUGCGAGGAAUCAACUUCGCAGGCGUUCCUCGUACUUGGCCGCCAUACGAUCCAAGGAUGCUUAACAACACGGACGUAUUCGAACAUUCCUAUAUGAUGGAACCCGACAAGAGGAAUGUUCACAAUACAUCGGACGAAGAUCCUUUUGUGACUAAAGCAACAUCAUAUGUGCGGAUGAGUAUGAGCCAAAGUCCAAAGGUGGAAAACGACCACCAGGAGCCACAUCUCUCCCCAACCAAAGAGACAGGCGACUCAGAUGAUGGGGGCCGCAGUUCUCGUGAAUUAACUGCGAUGGAUGUUGAUGAGCACACUACAGACGAACCUUACGCAAAACUUAUCCACCGGGCUCUCAUGAGUGUGCCGUCCCACUCUAUGGUUCUACAGGAGAUAUACCAGUGGUUUCGAGAAAACACUGGCAAAGGCAACGGGGGACCAGAGAGUAAGGGAUGGAUGAAUAGCAUUCGUCACAACUUAUCCAUGAAUGCUGUAAGACAAUGAAUCCAUGAAUCUUUGCAACUUUGAGUAACUGGCUAACUCAAACGAGGCUUUUAAGAAAACGGAGCGCAAGUUACCUGGCGAUGACACCAAAAAGUCUACCGAGUGGGUGCUUGAAGACUUCGCGAUUAAGGAUGGCGUCCAGUCUACUACGCGAUAUCGCAAAGGCACAGGGGCAAAGAGGUUCAUGAGAUCAGACAAUCCGACUCCAUCUCGCCAAAGCUCUGGGCGAAAAGGGGGGAUAUCCGCCUACAAAAUGAAGAUGCAAAGGCGAGCAGUUCGGGACCGAAAUGACCCCAGACGCUCUUUGCAUAGACAUGACAUCCUUUGCUCACAAUACUCUUAUCCCGCGCAAGCUGGCAUGCAGAGACAUAGUUCUCCAUCAACACCUCCAAAUAAUGAAAUGGCCGGUCCAACUCCGUACUUCCUUCCCAAGACGGAACCAGUUGAGCAACCUUUCGAUGAGGUUGUUCGUGCUCUGCAGGAUGUUCAAGGAGUUUACCACGACGAUGCACCUCUGUUCACACAUCAGCACCAUGGCCAUUACUAUGAUGGUCUCCCAAGUCAAUUUUGA